Messenger RNA from Struthio camelus australis, 910 nucleotides. The record is from RefSeq and is a predicted model, not a curated record. NCBI's taxonomy places the organism in Eukaryota, Metazoa, Chordata, Aves, Struthioniformes, Struthionidae.
CUGGCCCCUCUGUACCUCCCCUAAUUCUGAGGUACCCUUUUCGAGAUGCGGAGACUAGACCUGCACGCAGCACGUGAGAUGCUGAUGCAGCUGGCUGAGGGCAGGACUCUGCCGGACGCCGUAAAGGAUAACUUCUGAGACCCUAAGGAAGGCAGAGCAAUGCAGCACCCAAAGAAGAGUGCCUGCACAACCGCCACGCUUGGCCUCCUGCUACUGUUCUUCCUCCCCUCCCAACACUGUGUUGAGAAUCAGGUUAUGAGCUGUUGCUUUGCAUAUUUGAAAGCACCUAUUCGAAUUCAUCACCUGCGGCGUUUCUAUGAGACUCCCGGGUAUUGUGCCUUACCAGCAGUUGUGUUUGUGACUGCUCGUGGCGCUGAGGUUUGUGCUGACCCAAAGAGGGCCUGGGUGAAUAAAGCAAUGGAAAAACUUAGCAGAGAGAACUGAAACCUUUGGUCUGUCAUCCACAGUUAGGCCCACACAUCUGGUGUGCUCAGAUUGCAGUUAAAAUUGGUUCUUAUUCUUACGUUCCGAGGGCAGAAAACCCAACUAGGGGUCUGGAAGUGAGGCGAGGCUUGUAACCCUGACAGUAACACAGACAGUAACACAGACAAUCUUUCUGUUUCCUUCACUCUCUUAAUUGCGAUUUAGCAAAUUAUCCUGGUACCUAAUUGAGCACAGAAUCCAGCUUGCUUAAGGCAAUCUAGAUGAGGCUUGUACAUAAUCAUGGAGCAGUACACUUCCUGUCUCUGUCUGCCUUCUGUGUCAGAGACGCUGGAAGAUGACUGCAGGUGCUAUGCUGCUGGGGAGAUGAGGGAUGUCUUUCUAAAGAACCGGAAAUUUUCAGCCACCCAAAAAGGAUGUCCUGAUCUUCCUAGCGCAAGCAAAUCUUCUCCGCUGGAGCCAGUGCUUA